This is a messenger RNA of Coffea eugenioides, 1705 nucleotides long. RefSeq names its product RING-H2 finger protein ATL3-like. The record is from RefSeq and is a predicted model, not a curated record. Lineage: Eukaryota; Viridiplantae; Streptophyta; Magnoliopsida; Gentianales; Rubiaceae. The transcript has a single exon. Bases 279 to 1211 code for a protein of 310 amino acids.
UUACUGCUGAUACAUCUAUAUAUUUUUUUAAAAAAGGUACCAUCAGCAUACAUUUUCAGCAGCAUUUGUCUUUGCUCUCUUUAUCUUCCUCCCCAUAAACUUUCAGCACUAUUGCUGCUUAAAAAGUUUGAAGCUUUACUAGCCUUCAAGUUUGAAGGGAUUUUUGCUCAACGUACCUUCACAAAAUCAAGCAAUCCCAGGGUUUUUUUUCUUUAAAAAAUAAUAAUAAUAAUAAUAAUUCUGGGCUUUGCUUGGGAUAACAAGCUAUUGGUGGAAUAAUGGGAGAUUCAGCAGGUGUUGGUGACAAAUUAGACGACUCAGGAGUAAUUGAAUUAACCGGGAAGAUCAUGGUGGUGGCUGUUUUAGUUCUCUUUCUGGUGGUGGUCUUUGUUUUCUUCCUUCAUCUCUAUGCCAAAUGGUUCUGGCGUCGCCGCCAAGAAGACUCUGCCAACAACAACAGCUCCACCACCACCAGGCGGCGCCGCCGCUUUGACUUUGCUCCUGGCUACCAAGAAUUGACUGUUGCGGCAGCCCUCCGCCGAGGUCUUGACCCCGCUGUUCUUAAAGCCAUACCUGUGAUUGUGUUUAAUGCUACCAAUGACUUCAAAGAUGGCUUGGAAUGCGCAGUUUGUCUUUCUGAGGUCUCUGAAUCUGAAAAGAUUAGGCUUUUACCCAAAUGCAAUCAUGGGUUUCACGUUGAAUGCAUUGAUAUGUGGUUUGCUUCGCAUUCUACUUGCCCUCUUUGCCGAAAUCCGGUUUCCAACCAAUCCUCCUUCAGCUCCAACACUAGCCCUGAAUCCACAACUAUGGAGUCUAUACUGCAGGUUCCAAAUCAAGAGGCAACAGGUGGUCUUGAUGGAUAUUCAGCAGAGUCACUGGAUUUCCCAACCAAUGUUUUGUUUUGGGGUAAUGAAACUCAAGUUAGCACUUUAGGUCCACCACUGGAGGAAGGCAAUCAAGGUCUUCAUUCUGCUCAGCCACCUUGCACAUCCUCAGCCUCGUCUAUGAUGCCAGCAUCAACCAGUAGUAGACCAGAUGGAACUCUGGUGAUUGACAUCCCACGGCAUGCUAAUGAGGAUGAAGAACCAAAAUCGCCAAUACCAACGCGCUUGAGGUCAUUAAAAAGGCUUUUGAGCAGGGAUAGGAGGGUGAGUCCUCGUAAUGCUAGUGAUGUUGACGUGGAGCAACAAGGAGGUAGACUGGAAACCUAGCAGCUCUUCCAAUUAUGUACAGUCUGUUGCUAAUUACUAGUAAUUAUGCACAUUGAUUGGAGGAGACGUGUGAUAUCCAGAAAACAGUUGAAGAGUAAGGGCUCUGGUAAAUGAGCAGUACUUGUCAUUUCGGGCUCUUACUUUGGAUGAUUUAUUCCGGAGUAUGGAAGGUUGGCGCAGUAUAGAUUGCUGUAUGUAGAGAUCAUGGUGAUCUGUUUAUUUGUUCAGUGUUUGUUGAUUCUUAAUGCAAUUGAUAGUAAGACAUUGAUCUCUGCAUUUUCCAUCUGUUUCCUAUUACGCAUGAGGCUUGUAUUCAUCUCCAACAAGCUUCUGAGAUUACUCGAAACAAAUAUCUUGUAUAGUUAGCUUCUCUGUAUGAGAAUGGAAAGGAAUCCACAGAAGAGUAAAGCAACUUUAACCUCCUUCAGUUAAAUAUCUGGCUUCCUUAUGUGUGUUUGCGUUAUGUGUAUAUAUAUUUAUCUGCCUUUCUUGUA